Molecule: messenger RNA, 339 nt
Organism: Pipistrellus nathusii (Nathusius's pipistrelle)
Lineage: Eukaryota; Metazoa; Chordata; Mammalia; Chiroptera; Vespertilionidae
Source: the annotation of a GenBank genome assembly
AUGGCCUUUAUAAAUCUACAGAAAGUGCUCGUCAGUGACAGCCUGGACCAUUGCUGUCAGAAGAUCCUGCAAGAUGGAGGACUGCAGGUGGUGGAGAAGCAGAACCUGAGAAAAGAGAAGCUGAUAGUCAAGCUGCAGGACUGCAAAGGCCUUCUCCUUUCCUCAGCCACCAAGGUGACCACGGAUGUCAUCAACGCAGCAGAGAAGCUCCGGGUGGUGCGCAGGGCCAGCACCAGCGUGGACAACGUGGACCUGGAGGCCGCCACAAGGAAGGGCAUCCUGCUCACGAACACUCCCAAUGGGAACAGCUUAGUGCUGUGGAGUUCACUUGUGGGAUGA